GUCCUUAGCGCAAGCACCUAUAAUUUUUCCAAUCCAAAGCAUGUCAAGCGUACCAGAAUUAAUAACUUUCAUCUCGCUUUUCUGUGUUUUAUUUAAUUCGACUUCAGCAAAUACUUUAGGGACAAACAAGGCAGAAUUAAGUGAUAUGAGUUCGAACGACGGUAGUGAAAUCUCAAAUGGAUUGCCUCUGAGAUCAUAUGGUGAUGCCACCGGUAGACGUUCUCUCGGCAAUUAUCAUAAUAUGCGGCCUCUAUACGGUCUCGGUCCGCAAAUGUUGCAAAUAUCACGGUCUAAAAUACCUAUCGAACUGGAUUUGUUGGUGGAAAAUGAGGACAGCAGUCUAUCCAAGCGUUUUGACGACUAUGGUCACAUGCGGUUCGGAAAACGAGGUGGUGAGGAGCAAUUCGACGAUUACGGUCACAUGCGUUUUGGUAGAAGUACAUAUUCAUAAACUAAGAUCAUAAAAAACUUUUCUGCAAAAUCUUGACGACUUUG
Molecule: messenger RNA, 495 nt
Organism: Rhagoletis zephyria (snowberry fruit fly)
Lineage: Eukaryota; Metazoa; Arthropoda; Insecta; Diptera; Tephritidae
Gene: Dsk
Product: Drosulfakinin
Source: RefSeq, a predicted model, not a curated record